This is a messenger RNA of Pipra filicauda (Wire-tailed manakin), 3592 nucleotides long. Its product is annotated as serine/arginine repetitive matrix protein 2-like. Gene Ontology annotation, cellular component: nucleus. The coding region runs from base 552 to 2600 and encodes 682 amino acids. Lineage: Eukaryota; Metazoa; Chordata; Aves; Passeriformes; Pipridae. The record is from RefSeq and is a predicted model, not a curated record. The transcript has 11 exons.
CAGGAUGCUGAUGUCACAGUGGCCACUGUGACCCGUGAGGCCAAGGGCACAAAACGGGACUCUGGGCUCAGGCCCAGUGUCAGUGUUACCUGACAACGAGAGGAGAAGGAAGAGGAGGGACAGCCCUUCUUUUGCAAACGCCUCUCGCUUCUUUUGCACAGAGAGUGUAGGAGCACCUGGAGGAGACCUCAGUGUUCCUCAACCAGACGAUAGAAAGAGACGGCAGAGAGAGACCGGGCUCACACAGGGCUGACCAGCGAGUCAGGGGGCUCUACGCCUCAGGGCUCUGGCCCUGUGUUGAAAACUCGUCUCACUUCUGCCUCAGUACCAGUGGAGGAGCACCUGGAGGAGACCUUGGUGUUCCUCAACCAGACAACAGGAAGAGACAGCAGAGAGAGACCGGGCUCACACAGGGCUGACCAGCGAGUCAGGGGGCUCUACGCCUCAGGGCUCUGGCCCUGUGUUGAAAACUCGUCUCACUUCUGCCUCAGAACUAGUGUAGGAGCACCUGGAGGUGCUCCAAGGACAGACACCCACCGCUGACAGUCACCAUGUCAGACAGGGAGGAGGAGGCCCCCAGAGGGAGGGAGCCAGCAUGCCUGCUGUGUCAGCGAUCAGAGGCUGACCCGGACAUCUGCGGGGAAAAACUCCAGAAACAUGGGAUCUGUGCCCACGUGUUCUGCCUGUAUUUUGCCAGCAUCCUUGAACAGCAAGAGAAUGAACGAGUAGGACUCCAGGGCUUUCUCCCAAGGGAUAUCCUACAUGCAGUCAACCGAGCAGCACAGACGAGCUGCUGCAUCUGUGGCCAGAGCGGGGCCACCAUCUCCUGCUGUGAAACAGAUUGUGACCUGAGCUUCCACCUGCCCUGUGCCAAGCAGGGACGCUGUGUCACCCAGUUCAUUCCACCGUACAGCUCCUACUGCCCGGCACACAGCCCAGAGCAGGCAGUGGAGGCGACUCCAGAGCCAGGCACCGAAUGCCUCAUCUGCAUGGAGCCUGUGGAGGACAGAAAGACAUUCAACACCAUGGUGUGCCCAGCCUGUAAAACCACCUGGUUCCACAGGGACUGCAUCCAAGGACAGGCUCUGCGCUCUGGAUUUUCCUCCUUCCAGUGCCCCAUCUGCAGAAACAGGCCGGCAUUUCUUGGGGAGAUGUUCACCAUGGGGAUCCGAAUCCCCUUCAGACCACCAACAUGGGAGGAGAAUGAUGCGUUCGCUGAGCUGUUAGACAGACACAGGCGCUGUGAUGCCAGUGAGUGCUUUUAUCCAAGAGGCAGGCAGGAGGCAGAGGAGGAGGGGCCCUGGGAACUGCUCCUGUGCUCCUCCUGUGCUGCGGAGGGCACCCACAGAUACUGCUCUAGUGUGCGGAACACCAUAUCCGGCUGGGAAUGUGACAACUGUGCUCGCCAGAGCAGCCGCAGACGCCGUGGCACGACAGUCUGCAUGGACAACUGUGAUUGUGACAGCUGUGCUGAGCACUUCACAUCCUCCAGUGAAUUCUCAAUCCUUGCUAGACUCAUGGAGGAGUCUCCUGCUGUGUCAGCAGAAGACGAGACCAUCAACCCCAGCACCAGCCAACAGGCAGCAUCAGAGCAGUCUCUGGAAUCUCCCUCAGAGGAGACAAGCAGCCCCAGCCUCUAUAGUCGGGUAACAUCAAGGCCAUCCCACAGCAACAUCGCAGAAACUGAGGACAGCAGCUGCUCUCGCAGUCGGAGGCCUGACCGCUGGCAAAACCGUACCCGCCGGCAAAGUCGGCCCCAAAAUCCACAUCGGUCCAGAAGUCCCCUGGACAGGAGCCAUGUGCCGGAACCAACUGCUGCGAGGUGCAGGCCCAGGGAGAGACAGUCAGGGACAUCCCGCAGACGAAGACACUCCCGCCGGCAAAGUCGUCCCCAAAAUCCACACCUUCGGUACCCAAGUCCCUAUGACAGGAGAUGUUCACCACAACUCCGGUCCCCGAGUCCCCAUGACAGGAUUUGUUUGCCACCACCACCGAGUCCUCGGAGGCGCAGCCACAGCGAGGAGGCAUCAGAGACAUCCAGCAACCGAAACCGCUCCCGCCAGCAACGUCGGCCCCAAAAUCCACACCUUCGGUCCAGAAGUCGACGUCACGGGAGCCAUGUGAGAACACCAAGGGCUGGGAGCUGCACCUCCACCCACGAAGCAUCAGAGACAUCCCGCAGCCGAAACCGCUCCCGCCAGCAACGUCGGCCGCAAAAUCCACGCCUUCGGUCCAGAAGUCGCCGUGACAGGAGCCAUGUCCCAACACCAAGUACUGGGAGGCGCAGGCCCAGCCAGGAAGAAUCAGGGACAUCCCGCAGGCGAAAUAGCUCCCGCCGCCAAAGUCGGACCUCAAAUACAUCUGGUCGGUCCAGAAGUCCCCUUGACAGGAACUGCACGCCAGCACCGAGUGCUGGCAGGCGAAACUCAAGGGAGACAGCAGUAAGGACUUCCCACAGACAACAGCACUCCCGCCAGCAGCGUCGGACCUCAGACUCAUCCAGCAGAUCCAGAAGUCGCCGUGACGGGAGGCGUGAUAGAGCACCCAGUGCUGGGAGCCCCACUCACCGCUCAGACGGUGAGACAGGGACUCCCCACUGAUGCGUUACAUGUCAGACAGGAAGGAGGAGGCCCCCAAAGGGAGGGAGCCAGCCUCCAAAGAUGACUUGGAGCUUGCUGGCCCCAGCAUGGCCUGACUGUCAGGACUGGAGCCUUCUGAUGUCUCCAGGGAACCCCAGACCACCAGCACCAACGCAGGCAUCCUCGUACUACCAGGGCUGUCUCCCAGUUCUGCACCACUGGACACCAUCAGCCCCAGCACCAGCGCCCAGGUGCCUGCCCCUGUCUCUUCAGCACCACAGACGAGCAACCACCGUACCAACCGACAGACAACAUGGGAGCAGUCUCUGCAAACUCCCUCACAGGAGACGAGCAGCUCCAGUCCUGACAGUCAAGUAACAUCGGGGUCAUCCCAGAGCACCUUCACAGAAAGUGAGGACAGCAGCAGCUCCAGCAGUCGGGGGCCUGACCGCCGGCAAAACCACCCCCGCCGGCAACAUUGGGCCCAAAAUCCACAUCUUCGGUCCAGAAGUCCCCUGGACAGGACCCAUGUGACAGCACCAAGUCCUGGGAGGUGCAGGCCCAGGCCGAGACCAUCAGGGACAUCCCGCAGGCGAAACCGCUCCCGCCUGCAACGUGAGACCCCAGAUCCAUCCGGCCGGUCCAGAAGUCCCCUUGACAGGAACUGCACACCAGCACCGAGUGCUGGCAGGCGAAACUCAAGGGAGACAGUAGCCAGGACAUCCCAAAGGCAACAGCACUCCCGCCAGCAGCGUCGGACCUCAAAUUCAUCCAGCGGAUCCAGAAGUUGCCUUGACAGGAGCCGUGUUAGAGCACCCAGUGCUGGGAGCUCCACUCACCAGUGGGACGGUGAGACAGGGACCCACCACUGACACGUCCCACAUCAGAAUGGAAGGAGGAGCCCCCCGAAGUGAGGUUACCAGCAUGCCUGCUGUGUCGGAGAUCAGAGGCUGACCGGGACAUCUGUGGGGAAAAUCACCAGAUAAAUGGGCUCUGUGCCCACGAGUUCUGCC